Messenger RNA from Beta vulgaris subsp. vulgaris (sugar beet), 1693 nucleotides. RefSeq lists its product as uncharacterized. The transcript has 6 exons. The record is from RefSeq and is a predicted model, not a curated record. The coding region runs from base 539 to 1531 and encodes 330 amino acids. NCBI's taxonomy places the organism in Eukaryota, Viridiplantae, Streptophyta, Magnoliopsida, Caryophyllales, Amaranthaceae.
AAAAGAUUAAAAAAAGCAAACAUCUAAAAAAAUCACACCUUAUUUCCAAAGGUCCUCACUACUGCUUUGUUAGUUUUCCCUCUGUCUUUCUUGCUCAAACCCUAGAGUGCGAAGAUUGGGAAGCUCCGGCGAGGGACGCCACACCGGUGGGUGGUCGAUUCUUUGGUGCCGCAUGUUCCAAAUUUUCCCUCUGUAGUUGCUACUGAUCUGAUUUAUGCCUUCCUUGCUCGAGCUGCCGUGUUUUGUUCUUGUUGUUCUGCUGCGUUGAUAUCGUAGACCUAUUUGAAGUUAGGCAAGAUGAUGGUGAUGACGAUUUGCAUUGGGAUUCACUUGAGUAUGAAAUCCUUAAUGAAGAGGAAGAAGAAGAAUUGGAGGAAGAGGAAGAGGAAGAGGAAGAGGAAGAGGAAGAAGAAGAGGAAGAGGCAGAAGACUAUGAUGAUGAUGAGGAAGAGGAAGAAGACCAUGAUGAUGAUGGUGAUGAUAGUGCUGGUAACGAAAAUGAAGAUGGUGACAAUGAUGAUUGUAAUGCAAUGAUUUAAUGUUUAAUGAUAUGACUUAUAGGUGUCGAGGUGGUUUAAAUGGGAGAGGUCCCAUUGUUCGAGGACCCCGCAAAGUUGUUGAAACACGUGACUUUACAGAAUCGCAUGCAACAGAAAACGCACUAGAAAAUGCAACAACAGAAAUAGAACACGCAAGAAAUCAGCAAAGUGAGACUCAUAUUAGGAGUGAUGAACAGCUUACCAAUGGGGAUCUUGAUAGAGGCAUAACUGUAUCAGAUGACAGGGGUAAUCCUCAGGCGAAAUUAGUUUUGGACCCUGAUAAAUUAUGGUUUGUCCAUCGUGAUGUAGUUGAUGUAGUAGCGGAGACAUCGUAUAAGACAUACUUCAAGGGACCUUACUACAAUUGGGGUAUGACUCCACGAGAAGUCAAGGAAAGAUGGUGGAAUGCUUUCAAGCAAGAGUUCUCUUGGGAUCCAUCGGUAGCUUCACUGGUAAAGAAGGAAUGGCAAUCAAAAUGUGCGAGGCGCCUUAGUGGUAUAGUGUCAAAGGUUUGCUCAGAUCCAACAUAUAGUGCUACUUGGUGUGCUCCCAGUUUAAGAGAACGUAUGAAAGAAAUGAGAGAAAAAGAUGAUGAUUUCAUAAGGAGAAGAAACCAAUGUUCUAAAAACAGAUUGAGCAAUGAAAAUCAAAAGGUUCACCAUCGUCAAGGUUCCAUUUCGACUGAGGAAGUGAAGCUCAAACUGAAUGAAUUUGAGAAGAAGAAAUCUGCCAACCUCGAAUGUGACAGUGAGACGCAAAAGACUGAGGAUGAAUUGUUUUUUGAGGCUGUGGGCGGGUGGAAUGAAAAGGGUAGAAUAUUUGGUUUGGGUGCAGCUGCUCACUCAUAUUACGAAAGACCUACAUUUGAAGAAAGGCACGAUAAGAAGUCACGGAGAGACUACAUUAAGAGCUUGGAGACUCAAGUUGUUGAACUUGCUGCACAAAAUGACGAACAAAAAAGAACUAGAUGUAACAAAGGAAGGGCUUGUUGAAACCCAAAAGGCGUUGGUUAAACUCAAAAAACGCUAUCCGAAACCACUGAAACUUUCAUGACUUUCAAACAACAAGUGGAGAUGUUUAUGCAAACUAACGCUCCUCGCCCUUGACACUAUGGUUAGCAUAAGAUUUUUGUAUAGGCUUUCAAAGUAUCAAUG